AGAAGCUUGGAAGAAGAGGCUCUCGGCGAGUAGAUCGGUGUAGUCGCAGUGCAUCGGCUGCUACACUGGCUGGCCGGACGUUCGACGUCGGACACCAUCGUCGGGACACUCAUGCAACGUGCGACAAAAUGCAGCCGACCACGCUGCCCGUUCUGUGUCUCGUGACGCUGGUCUUGUGCAACGUUCACGGCAGUCUUGAACAUGAAAUCCCAAAGAGAAGCUUCCUGUCACGAAGAGCUAUCGAUGGCACCAGGGGCAGGAAGUUCUUCGAUCCGGAAGAAGAGGGAGCGUUUGACAGUUAUGGAUCUGCAGGUGGCCAGUACGAUCCUUACGAGGAGAAAACAGAUUUGUCAGAUAUCAGGAGGAACGUGCCAGGAGAACCAGGUGUUGAUUACCCGGCGUACACGACGCUUCCUCAGACCGGGUUCACGUGCGAAGAACGCUCACGAGGUUACUACGCAGACGAGGUAGCCGGGUGCCAAGUGUUCCACGUGUGCCACGACGUGUUGGUCUCCUCGUUCCUCUGCCCGAUAGGCUCCAUAUUCAGCCAGAAGCUGCUCACCUGCGACUGGUGGACCAAGGUGGACUGUUCAGCCAGCAGCAAGUACAUAGACGUGAACCGCGACAGCUACCAGCAAGACGACGACGAGAUGAUCCGUAAGGCUUACGCCAUGAUCAGCCUUCAAUCGGGUACAGACGUGACGAAGGAUGGCCUGGUGGAUCCCGAUCGAACUGGAAGCAUAGUGGACUAUCAGAGAGGUCCAGGAAGAAUCCUCGACUAUUCUCAAGUCGACCCAACCGGGAACGAUCUGAGAACGAGCUUCGAUUACUCUGCCUCUGCCAAUCGGGACUUCAUUCCGUCUUCUUAUCAGCUGAAGGGGACCAGGAAACCAGAAGCCAGCCGAAGCUACCAAGACAAAUUCUACUCGAGCGAGAAAUCUGGAUCUCCCUACCAAGAUUCGCCGAUUAUUCGAAUUCAGAAGAUCAACGACCCGGGAUACGGGGACCAGAGGAACAAGGACUUCCACGACGCGUAUCGAGGGCCGAACGAGUUCACCAACCAGUUCCAACCCUCCUACGCGCCCACUGUACCAACAGUCACCACUACAACAAGGAGGUUCUAUUCUCCGACCGUUCCCACGAUGUUCAGAUCGUCUACCUUGGCGUACAACAAGCUGGAUCAGGUGAUAGACAGCUCUGACUAUUAUUUCUCACGCGGUAGGACCAACAGUUUCGUCACUCCCCCUACCAGAGUCUUCACCAGCCGAGGCAAGGAUUUCGCUGGAACAGACUCGAGGAAGUCGGUGGCUGUCCCAUCGAGGAAAUCCAGCCGAGACGACGAGUACGUCAAGCAGGAGAGUUACGAGUACGAUUACGAGGACACCGACAACCAGGAACGAACGAGGGACGAACGACCGAGCGAGAGAUUCCAAGUGAGAGUCCUCGACGACUUCAACGACCUCAAUCGUACGAAAGCGGCGAGAGGGAGUUCUCUGUUCGAGGAGGUUUACGAACGAUUCAGAGAGAGGAACAGGGACCAGGAGAAUUUCGAUUCCGCGGACGAUAUCGAUGCCAGGGGUAGCAUCGGUCUUGGCCAAGCGUUGCGCCAGUCUUACAGAGGGAUCUCGGUUCGCCAACAGAAUCCGGUGAAAGUCGAGACGAAGGUCCGCGACGAGUUCAACUCUCGCGGUGAAGAGGUGAAGCACACGCUGGCCAAACCAGAGUCCGAUGCGAAGAAGGAGGGAACGACCGAACAGUACCAAAGAGACGACGAAGAAACGAGAAAGGAAGGAAUUCCGAGCAAUUCGAACGGUUUUAUAUCGACCACCACACCGUCGGUUAUCGAGAGCACCAUAAAAGCGAGCACCAGUCCACGCGAAUCCUCGCACACUUCCAAUUCCAGCGACGCGAACUCUGAAUAUUCAAACGAGAGUGAGAAGGGAUCCAUCGGCGGAGAUUUCCAAACGUCUAGACCAGCCGAAUUCUUAGAACCGCCCUUAGAAAGAGCGCAGAGCAAGUUUCAGAUAAAGGUGCCGGAUCUGUUCGAAGGAUCUACUUUGUUGAUUCGUUACACGGCCCAGCACGAUGCGCCUUACUCAUCGAGCACGUCUCAGCCGCCAAGCUUCGAAGGCGCUGAUCCCGACGAUUAUAUCGAUCAGUCUACUUCUCUCGAUGGAAUCGCAGCGAUAACGAGCAACUACAGGGGCAAAGAGAUCUCUGGAGACUCCAGUUUCAAGAAUCAUCCCAGCACAAUGGCUAGCAUCUUGGUAUUGUCUACUGGAUCGUGGCUCUCUUCCUCUCUUCAGGAUCGAUCGAAUGCCAGAAUCGCCGCGAGAGAUCACAUUGCAGGCAGAGCCGAAGGGGACGCACCAUUGACACUCAAGAACGACACCGAGAACGAAGGGAAAAUCGGUAGGAUCGAGCUUGAGUUUAGCGCGGACGAUGCUCCGAGUUCCGAGGAACGCUCGACGCGGCGAUUUGACGAAACUCCGCCGUCUCCAGCGACUGAAUCCAUCGACGUCGAGUCUUCAGUCGCAGAUGAAACAAAGAAGAAAACAUCGGACGAGUCGAGAGCUUCGCUCGGAUCCAGCAGGCCGGAGACUCUGAGGCACAUCGAGGAGAGUAUCGAUAGGAACAACUCGCCUUAUCAGGUGACGUUGACGAUGAACAGAGACGAGGAGCUGGUGCCAACCGGGCGUGACAUAAUCAGCAAACUGAUAGCCCGGCAGGGCAAAGAGACCUCGAGUUUCAGCGACGAGAUACACGAAUUGGAGAUAAUCAAGUCUGUAGAGCCGGAGUUUCGUAGAACCACGGAGUCGCGUACGACCGCUGUGAACGACACCACCGACAUGGAUGUAACUGACGUCAAGAGAAACGAUCCGAACAUCGUCAGUCUUCUUCAGUUGAUGUCGGAGUUGUUGAAGCUAGACCGAGUUCCUCGCCCGUUCUCCCUGUCGGACGUUCAGAGUUCGAGGCCGAGCGUCGCGUCGCUGGGAACCAUCGCCAAAGACGUGAACUCGAACGCGGAAUUCGAGCAAGACGCGGCGACCAUCGCCUCUCAGGAGACCACUUCCACGGAGCUGAACUUGGAAACUUUUGCCACACGGUCGAAAGAGAAGAUUCUGGGUCAGCUGGAGGAGAACUUCGGAGAGCCUCUUUACAGAGAUGGUAAACGAAGCUCCCUCGAGCUGCCUGAGAAAGAGAGAUCGGUUGGGUUUCAGGCUGCGGUUUCUCUCGAGAGAGCGAACGAGCACGAAGGAACACCGACUGCUGGCGAGACGAUCUCGUCGACGAGUUCCAACGUGGACGUCGAGUCGACGACGGCGGCCACGGCGAAUGUCACGUCCACCACGGAGUCUGAGGUGAAGACUGUGGUGAAGACGGAAUUUGUCCCGUCGAUUGGAUUCUCCCUUGACACCGACGAGGGCAGAGAGGAGUACGUGGAGGCUGUUCUAGGUGGUUUGAUCGAGCCGCAAACGGUGGAAAGUGUGAAGGGAGAGACCGUUCUGGAGGAGAAAUCGGUGAAUGGACCGUUUUCGAGAAAGAACGAAACAACGAGAAGCGUCUCAGGAAUGAUUUGAAGGUGGUUUCUUAGGAUCUUCUAGGAAUGAACUUAGGUUUAGAAUGAAAUCUGUGAUGUCCUGCUGCUUCUUUUUUCCUUUUCUCUCUUUUUUUUUUUUUUAGAUUUCUACGACCGUUUUUCCUUCUUUUUCUUUCCAAUUCCGUGACCAUCUUUCUUUCUCUUGUUCUUUUUAACUCUUGACACUCUAUUUCCUUUUUCCGAGUUCGAGACUUUGGCGUGAGAAAUUGACGUUCCUUCCUUGAAAAUGUAAUGGAUCUUUGAACGAUUGUGAGAAUAAUUAAAUAUGUUGAUUGUCACAGUGA
This is a messenger RNA of Frieseomelitta varia, 3885 nucleotides long. RefSeq lists its product as uncharacterized. Gene Ontology annotation, cellular component: extracellular region. Lineage: Eukaryota; Metazoa; Arthropoda; Insecta; Hymenoptera; Apidae. Gene Ontology annotation, molecular function: chitin binding. Bases 129 to 3581 code for a protein of 1150 amino acids. The transcript is spliced from 6 exons. The record is from RefSeq and is a predicted model, not a curated record.